Molecule: messenger RNA, 1737 nt
Organism: Conger conger (European conger)
Lineage: Eukaryota; Metazoa; Chordata; Actinopteri; Anguilliformes; Congridae
Product: Y-box-binding protein 2-A-like
Exons: 10
Coding region: 136-1113 (325 amino acids)
Biological process (GO): regulation of gene expression
Cellular component (GO): nucleus
Molecular function (GO): nucleic acid binding
Source: RefSeq, a predicted model, not a curated record
AGCCAAUGGCUUUGAGGCAAAUUCGGCGUUACUCAUGAGACUACAGGCAUAAAAAGUUUGCACUGCUGACCCGAGCAAACCUAGGAGAGAAAGAGGGAGGGGGGCAAGAAACAAAAAGCAUUGUAUUGAGAGAAAAUGAGCGACGCCGAAGUAUUGGGGUCGCCACCGUCGGCGCCGUUGGAGGAUCAGCCUCAACUGGAGAAAAAAAUUAUAGCCACUCUGGUACAAGGCACGGUCAAAUGGUUCAAUGUGCGGAAUGGCUAUGGCUUCAUAAACAGAAAUGACACAAAAGAGGAUGUUUUUGUCCAUCAGACGGCGAUCAAAAAGAAUAACCCAAGAAAAUUCCUUCGUAGUGUUGGCGAUGGAGAGGUUGUGGAGUUUGAUGUGGUUGAAGCAGCUAAGGGCUCAGAGGCUGCCAAUGUGACUGGGCCAGGGGGUGUCCCAGUCAAAGGCAGUCGUUACGCCCCCAACAAACGCAGGUUCCGUCGGCGCUUCUUUCCCCGUGGGCCCCGACCUGGCCAGCCUGAUCAGGGCAAGGGUGGUGAGGGCUCCUCUGGCCCCACGUCUGAAGGGGAGGGGGUCGAGGGGAGUGCCCCACAGCUGCGACCCAUUCCUCGCCGCCGCCGCCCUCGCAGAAGACAAGAGGGCCAAGAAGAGGGGGAGGCGGGUGAACAGAAGAAUGGAGGGGUCGUAGUGGAAGGGGAACUGGCUGUCCAGCAGAGAGCUGCUCCUCGGAGAUUCCGGCCACAAUAUCGCAGGCCCUUCCGCCCCCGCCCACCUGUUGGGGAACGGGCGGAAGGCCAACAGUCCCUUCCCGAGGGACAGACUGUAGGACCAGAGGGACAGGCUAACGGGGGACCACCUGAGACCCAGGUACAGAGGCCCCGGCGACAAUUCAGCCGCCGUAGGCAGAGGAACUCUGAGUCUGCGCCAUCCAAGGAUGGAACAGAAAAACCAUCCACAGAGCCCAGCUCGCCCACCCAAACUUCCAAACCCGCAGACCUGAAGUCUUCUCCAAAACCUUCCCCGAAAUCCUCACCCAAAACUUCACCCAAAACUGACAAGCCACCUGAUAAGAUACCUGCCAUGACAGUGACUCCACCUUCUGAAUGAUGCCAUUGGGAAGUUUGAUCAUCUGACCCUUAUGAGAGGUCCCUGGGUGGGUUAGCUGGGGUUGGACCAGGUCUGUCUCACCACACCUGCUGUGGGCAAUUCUCCCCUGCUCCCUGCCUCCUCUCCCACUUCAUCCCAACCCACUUGACCCGUCUAGUCUGGACCCUUUAGCUGGGCAAAUUGGGGCAGAAGGGGAGUGUAAUUCAAAAGCUUAAUGGUGAUGGAAAUUGAAAGAACUACUCUUUAAAAUUAUAAACCUGCACUGACGGCCAGUUUUUCCAUGUUCCCGCCAGUUUACUUUAAUCUACUGAAGCGCUAGAAAUAAAUGGUAACCAGGCCUAUUUUGGCUAUUUAUGUUUUAAGGGGUGAGGAGAAGCUAUGUUAGGGUGGUGAAGUGUAGGGGGAACGCACUUUGAGAUCAUCCCUUUCCCGGUCUACCACCUGCAGAGACUAGAAAAUUGCUGAACCCCUAUUAAUGAAUGAAAGCCUGAGCUGGUUAAUGUCCUUUUUUUCCCCCAUUUGUUCGGUUUGUCUUGUUUUUGUUUGCACUUUGGAGGGAAUGAUGUGCAAUGAAACGUCAGUAUAUAAAAUGUAUAUUAAAAGAAAAUCCUAUAUGCAAAAUGA